Baudoinia panamericana UAMH 10762 is the source of this 282-nucleotide messenger RNA. RefSeq lists its product as uncharacterized. The coding region runs from base 1 to 282 and encodes 93 amino acids. Gene Ontology annotation, cellular component: ribosome; cytosolic large ribosomal subunit. The transcript has 4 exons. Gene Ontology annotation, biological process: translation. Gene Ontology annotation, molecular function: RNA binding; structural constituent of ribosome. NCBI's taxonomy places the organism in Eukaryota, Fungi, Ascomycota, Dothideomycetes, Mycosphaerellales, Teratosphaeriaceae. The record is from RefSeq and is a predicted model, not a curated record.
AUGACGAAGGGAACAUCCAGCUUCGGCAAGCGCCACAACAAGACGCACGUUCUCUGCAGACGAUGCGGUAAACGAUCCGCCCACGUCCAGAAGCACACCUGCUCCAACUGCGGAUACCCAGCCGCGGGCACCAGAAAAUACAACUGGGGCGAGAAGGCGAAGAGGAGAAAGACGACCGGUAGCGGCCGCAUGAGGACGCUCAAGACCAUCCCACGCAAGGCGAAGAACGGAUUCAGGACGGGCGCACCAAAGGGCUCGAGGGGACCGGCGACUCAGUCAUAA